ACAGCUGUCGGUUAGAGAAAGUUUCUAGCAGCAGGACAGAAUAAUGGUGGACAUUAUUUUCCAGCUUUAUUUUGGAGAGCAUGUAGGACUCGCGCGCUGCUCGAGUCUGUGUAGUGAUCAUGAUCUUUGCUCAUUCUUCAUCCGUUAAUAAGCAGCGCGCGCUGUUCACUCGCCUCGUUUCUGUUUUUAUUAAGGAACAGCUUCGGCACUGGCUUUUUCUGAUUUUUUUUUAUUAAAGAUCAAAAAUGAACAGAGAGUUGAACAUCACCGUUGGGGAUGAUGAGAACUGGACUUUGCCCAACGUGUCCAGAGAAUACACCGUACGCCGGAGCAACAUCACAUAUGUUGGAUUUUACCUGCAUGAGCCAUCAGUAGCAGCUAUCUUCAUAGUUUCAUACCUGCUCAUAUUCUUGGUCUGUAUGGUUGGCAAUGGAGUUGUGUGCUUCAUUGUCUUAAGGAGCAAGAAUAUGCGUACUGUAACUAACCUGUUCAUUCUCAACCUGGCUGUCAGUGACCUCCUUGUUGGGAUAUUUUGCAUGCCAACAACUCUUCUUGACAACAUUAUUACAGGUUGGCCAUUUGGAAACAUGAUUUGCAAAAUGAGUGGUAUGGUCCAGGGAAUAUCUGUCUCUGCCUCUGUCUUUACUCUGGUUGCUAUUGCGGUUGACAGAUUCAGAUGCAUUGUUUAUCCCUUCAAGCAAAAACUGACGAUAUCGACUGCCACACUCAUCAUUGUAAUCAUCUGGGUCUUGGCCAUAUCGAUCAUGUGCCCCUCUGGAGUCAUGCUUCAAGUGACCAAAGAGCAAACUAUCCGUGUCUUUCUUGGGGAUGGAAACAGAACAAGUCCUUUCUACUGGUGUCGGGAAAACUGGCCAAAUCAAGAGAUGAGAAAAAUAUAUACCACUGUUUUAUUUGCCAACAUAUACUUGGCCCCUCUAUCGCUAAUAGUGAUCAUGUACGCGAGGAUUGGGAUCACUCUGUUCAAGACGGCUGUGCCAACAGGUGGAAAGCCUGGCCAUGACAACCGCCAUAAUGUGUCCAAAAAGAAACAGAGAGUCAUCAAAAUGCUUCUGGUUGUGGCCUUCCUUUUCAUCUUAUCCUGGUUGCCUUUAUGGACGCUAAUGAUGCUUACUGAUUAUGCCAGGCUUACUGAAAACCAGUACAGGCUCAUUAACAUCUAUAUCUAUCCUUUUGCCCACUGGCUUGCCUUCUUCAACAGCAGUGUCAACCCUAUAAUUUACGGUUUCUUCAAUGAGAAUUUCCGGCGUGGAUUUCAAGCCAUUUUUAAGUUCAACCUGUGCUCGGUGAGCGGUCAUCGACGGAAGACCUAUUCCCAUAGAAUGCAGAGUAACUCUGUGCUGCCAGCUAAUCCUCAUCCCUCUACUGAACCUAUCUCACUGAACAGUGUGGACAACUCCAGGGUCAACCAUGUGAAUGAGCAAGACUUAGUCAUGGAGGACCUAGAAAAAGUAUCUGAAAGCAGUUUGGGGGGAGCUUCACUCUAAAGGAAGGGAUGUAAAGGUCCGGUCUAGUGGGGAGGUGGUUGCAUUCAGUUUUUAUUAUAUACAAAGUGUUAUAUAAUGUAAAGUAUCUAGUGUUUUGGUAUGUAUAUUGUUCGAUAUGCAUUUAAGUGGCAUUCCUGUUUAAGGGUAAAAUCUGUUUGCGAGUACUGAAUUGACACUUAAUUUGGGUGUCAAAACAAAACAAAAAAAAGCCCAGACGCAACAUUUCUGCAUUUGUAUUUAAGUAAUACAGUUCCAUAAGGUCAGGACAAAGUAAUCUAGUCUUGCUGAGUUUUGGCACCAAACCCAAAUUGUACAGCGAAACCGUAACAGGAAACAAAUUCAUCCAGUCAAUGGAAAAAAAACCCAGAAUAAAUAUUUUUAAGAAAUGAAGAUUUUUUUUAUGUAUGGUAAAAGGCUGGACAUCAUGUUUUGGGUGAAGAAAUCUGCAGCGUUCUCUGGGAGCUAAGGAGGGAUGGAUUAAUAUUGACAUUUCUUUUUAAAAAUCUAUCCUAUUAUAAAAAAAUAUUCAUACUGUGUGGCUUCUGUAGUCAAACAGCGUGUGACCCUGAGAUAUAAAAUGUUCUAGGACUUAUUAUGUGCAGGAUAGGCACUACAACUUCUGCAGGCGUUUUUCGCUCAGCUUGUUCGCUAUUGCACUCACACACAAUCACAAAAAUGGAGUGAGAGAAAAUGUGUGUAGUAAGUGAUUAUAUAAUUAAACAUAUCAGUAUGUAAAUGCCGUUAUAAUAAAAUGCCAUAAUCACUUUUUUUGAAGGGGGGUAUCAAGGGGUUACUUAAGCAAUCCCAGAACAAAGAUAUGUAUUUUAUUAUGUGUGAUGAACUCAAUUUUUUCAAGCACUUAACCAUCAAGAUAUUUGAACUAAUGGGUGUAUUGUAUAGCAUGUUGAGCUGUGCAUUGUGAACUAGCACAUCAAUCAUUCAUAGACCAUAAAUAAAUUCAACAUAUUGCAUAUGCUGUUUAUCCAUGAGGAAUGAUGGAAGGAUAUGUUUAAUUUAGGGGAUGCCUUUCUUUGUUGCUUUACAGAACAAACUGACAACCAGACAGAGAAUUUUGGCGAGGGAGUUUUGUAUAUUUUGCUUCAAAUAUGCUUGAAAAAGUUAGCUGGUUGUGGUUGUGAAACAUGUCGUGUUUGAUCAACAAUCUGGGAGUCUUCAGCAAAAAUGCCUUUGCAAACUAGAUAUAGCAAAGGUGAGAAAAAGUGUGAAAAAAGAAAAAGAAGAAGAAAAAAAAACAUUUUGGUGAGUGAUCUAAUUUGAAAGCCUGACAGCUUGGAAAAGGAGUUCAAAGUUAUGCCAAGGUUACACGCUACAGGGAAAGGAUAAUCACCCAAUCAAUGAUAAUAACAAAGUCUAGACCUCUGGAAAUUAGGUAGUUGAGCAGAAUUGUGUUUUGCUGCUGGCAAAUAGUGUCUGUUAGUGAGAUACAGCUGUGAGAGACAGAAAGAAUUGAUUAUGCAGCCUGGGAAGUUUAUUGGAGAGUUGGUCCCCUAGGUUUUUACUAUUUAUUUAUUUAUUUAUUUAUUUAUGUAUGUGUGCAAGUAUAUAAGGGUGUAAGAAAGUGGAAAACAAAACCCAUAUGAAUUAAAAAUAAACUGUUCUGGGAUACAAUUACUCUACCCCCCCCCCCAUAUAUCUUUAUUGUUAGCUCCAUAACUGCAAUGACCUUAGAAAGACUAAGAUCUGUAAACAUCAUUAGAAAGCAAGCAACAUGAAUGAUGCUGUUCCUUCUAAACUGAGGCUGGAGUAUAAUUAAUCAUAAUGCUGUAGUAAGGGACAUUAACAAAAAAUAAAAACAAUAAUAAUUAUAUUACAACAAUAAUAAUAAUAAUAAUAAUAAUAAUAAUAAUAAUAAUAAUAAUAAUAAUAAUCUCAACAACAUAAGGACAUACAGAGUGUUUAAUAAUAUAUAAAUAUAUAACAUAAAUGUAUUAAAUAAUACAAUUAAU
This is a messenger RNA of Hemibagrus wyckioides, 3472 nucleotides long. It is a transcript of the gene npffr2a, whose product is annotated as neuropeptide FF receptor 2a. The record is from RefSeq and is a predicted model, not a curated record. Gene Ontology annotation, biological process: regulation of MAPK cascade; G protein-coupled receptor signaling pathway; regulation of adenylate cyclase activity. NCBI's taxonomy places the organism in Eukaryota, Metazoa, Chordata, Actinopteri, Siluriformes, Bagridae. Gene Ontology annotation, cellular component: membrane. Gene Ontology annotation, molecular function: peptide binding; opioid receptor binding; neuropeptide receptor activity. The coding region runs from base 246 to 1505 and encodes 419 amino acids. The transcript is spliced from 4 exons.